Molecule: messenger RNA, 1239 nt
Organism: Saccoglossus kowalevskii
Lineage: Eukaryota; Metazoa; Hemichordata; Enteropneusta; Harrimaniidae
Product: GPI-N-acetylgalactosamine transferase PGAP4-like
Biological process (GO): GPI anchor biosynthetic process
Cellular component (GO): Golgi membrane
Molecular function (GO): glycosyltransferase activity
Source: RefSeq, a predicted model, not a curated record
AUGGGACGCCUAGGACGAGAGGCUCAAGAAAGGCGAGUAGUUCGUCAUUUUGCAUUCCUCUAUGGAAUAGUAUUUAUUAUUGUUCUGCCCUACUUGUGUUAUGAUUUCCCGUUUUCAAACUAUUAUCGUCUACUGCGGAGGGAUGUAGAUGGUUUAGUUCACAGUUACAUCGGUCGAAGAAACGAGGCCGCUUACAAAGCUCAUCAAUAUUUCAGUGAUAGCGGCGAUAAAUUGCGCAGGAUGUUUCAGUCCGAAAAAGAGUCACCAUGGCUUGCUGUUGGAAUAAUUACGAUAAAAAGACACGUUAAAGACAAACAAUAUCGCUCGUUUAAACCGCAGUUUGUCCUUGAAGUUGCAGCCAGAGUGAGUCAGGUACUUGAGAAAUACCCACAACGAAAUAACGUGGUGCUGAGAAUAUGUAACGUAGAAAGCAACCCAGAUGAUAAUACCGAGGCUUUAUUUAUAUCACAUUACAUACCAACAUUUUUUAAACCAGUGACUGUUGCGUUUAAUAACACAUACGAAAAGGAGAAACGUGACUACAUGUUUUGUUUACGUGAAAUGAGCAGACUUGGUCCAAAAUAUAUACUUCUGUUAGAAGACGACGCUCUCAUCGAUUGGAACUUUUUCUCAAUUCUUAGAGAGGUGAUGGAGAGUAAGAUUGAGAACAGAUACCGUAGAGGUGAACUACAGUCACUAGAAGUAGCCAAUUUAGGGCAGGUAAAACUGUAUUUUCCGGAAAAAGUAGAUGGAUAUUCAUGGGACAGGGCGUGUAUAGUUGAACUGUUUUCAGUCGGCUGUGUCGGAGGAAUGAUAAUAGCUUGUUUAUAUGAGGCGUGUUCCAGUCCACUUCGCCACCGUGCACGUACAUUGGUCGCUAUACUAAGUUUCACAUUUGUUGUGAUGGCCGCGUUUUCAAUAGGACGCCCGCACAUGCUCUCUUUUCGUCGAUUUUCUUCCGUUCUCCAUUUCCUUGGCCCUGGACCAUCGUGUUGCACACCAGCAGUGCUGUAUCCCAUGCAUUCAGCGACCGUAGUCUUAGACCGGUUCGAUUCCCCGUUAUCACAGACUAGUUCAUCUCGUGCACCGUUAGAUCUGUUAAUUUCCGUGCAUUUAGGUAUUAUGUAUCGAUUUGACAAUUACAGAAUAUUUCCUAACCUGGUGGAACACUUAAGCAUUUUCUCUACCUUACGUGAACUACAAGAAGACCCACGUGACUUAUUUCCACUACGGAGUUAA